AUGAGCGAAAACCAAGCUCCGUUUAAUGCAGACGGGCAAUCUGAACGGCCUCUUACUUCCGCAUGGAGUGUUCACAAAACGGCAGAAGGAAAAACAUAUUACUAUAACAAGGAAACCAAGAAAAGCUCGUGGGUAAUCCCCACCGAGCUUGAUGCCUCUGAAAAAAAGCCUGCCAAUGUCGUGGUCGAGGAUCCUACCUUGCCUGCAGGGUGGAGCGCCUUUAAGACACCAGAAGGCAAAAUAUAUUACUUCAAUUCUGAAGCCAAAAAAUCUUCAUGGACACAUCCUCUUUCCAAAAAUACGGUUCCACAACUGAGGGCAUCGGAGAUCGCAGAGAUGAUCCCGGAAGAUCAGUUUUUCUAUCUUCUCCGAAAAUCGGGAAUUUCUUCCGACUACACAUGGGAAUCGGCCCUUCGAUUAAUUAUCAACGAUCCAAUCUAUUCCUCCGCCCUUAAGACAGUUUCGGAGCGAAAGGAGGCUUUUGCAAAGUAUCUUGUGUUGCAACGAGAGCGAGAAAGGACCUUGGCGGAAAAGGCAGAACAAGAGAAACGCAUGGCAUUUAAGGCGAUUUUAGAAAAAACGCCGAAAAUCCACCUCACUACAAGAUGGCGCUCCGUUAUGCCGCUAUUCACUGGCGAGCCGGCUUUUCUGGCCCUUUCUUCUGAAAGGGAGCGAGAAAUGAUUUUUGAAGAGACAAUAGACAAAUUGAGAGAAGAAAAGCAUGCCUUGGAGCUGGAGAUGCAAAAGAAAAUCAAGGGAAAACUUCGUAUGCUGCUUGAAAAGAUCAAGUGGUCAUUCCAUACGUGUUCGUGGGACACCAUAAUGCCUCAACUUGAGCAGCAGGAUGAAUGGCAUCAAGAGGAUCCGGAUUUUAACGCCAUCUCCAAAUUGGAUCUUUUACUUGCAUAUGAGAGCAUUGUGUUGGAAGACCAGGAGGCUUUUUACCUUGAAGAGCGACGAAGGAAUGAACAGGAAAGAGCUGAUGCAAUUAGACGACGAAUUUGUUUCGCUUUGCAUUUGGAGUCCUUGGUCCACAAGGGGCUACUGACUUCGUCGUCCCAGUGGAUUGAAAAUGCUUACCCAAUAAUCAAGGAUUCUCCCGUAUUCAAAGAGUUGCUUGAAAAAAACGCAAGUGGCAGCUGUCCACUGGAUCUGUUCUAUGAUGUCAUUGAUAGGCUUGAAGCCGAACAGAGCGCCUUUAACGCCCAAGUUAAUCGAUACCUGCAAGAAUAUCCGCACGAGAUCCUUACAGAUCCAAAGGCUCUUGCUAAUAUUUACAUCCACGCUGAGGAGAUCUCGCAACGUUCAGAGGUUUUUUCUGGGCUUUCUCCGAUUUCGCCAAGAAAUCGCGCAAUCAAGUCUUUUGUUCAGUCUCUUUUCCAUCAUUUAGAAAAUCUCUUUUUUUCGUGCAGAGAUUUCAGAGAAAUUGUUCCUUUGCGUGAUAAAGAAUUUUCGUUGCGCCCCUUUUCUCUGUCUUCCAGAAUUCCAACUGCAAUGCUGGAGAAAAACUACAGAACAGGACUUCGUCGCCUCGUGUACUUUACAUGUGCAGAUGCUCUGCUUUCGCAAAAGCGCGAGGAAAAGAAAAGGAGCCAUGCCGCCAAAAGGGUGCUUUAUGAUGAAUUCAAGACUUAUCUCAAGUCCAACCGCUCGUUUGUGCUAGCCCACGACACCUGGGUUGCUUUCCGAGAUCAGGUGUGGAUUCCUACGCUUCAAACCGAAUUUGGAGCGCUUGGUGAGCAUCUCGCAUGUCGCGCCUUUGAAAGGUUCAAGGAAAAAGCGGCCUCUAGCAAUCCCAAACAGCAAAAGCUCGAUGGAGGUGCUGAAGAUACCAUUGCUGCGAAUUCCGCCCAAUUGCCGGCAGCAUCAAGGCCUGUGGUUUUCAAGACCUUUUCCAGGGCCUCUACAUCUGUGAGCAUCUCCAGCGGCCGGCCAAGAGCCAUCUCCUCAUAUUCCGAUAUUGCCUGA
Messenger RNA from Mitosporidium daphniae, 1968 nucleotides. RefSeq names its product putative pre-mRNA-processing protein Prp40. Lineage: Eukaryota; Fungi; Microsporidia. The record is from RefSeq and is a predicted model, not a curated record. Bases 1 to 1968 code for a protein of 655 amino acids. Gene Ontology annotation, molecular function: RNA binding; protein binding. Gene Ontology annotation, biological process: mRNA cis splicing, via spliceosome. The transcript is spliced from 2 exons. Gene Ontology annotation, cellular component: U2-type prespliceosome; U1 snRNP.